This is a messenger RNA of Ostertagia ostertagi, 249 nucleotides long. The record is from the annotation of a GenBank genome assembly. NCBI's taxonomy places the organism in Eukaryota, Metazoa, Nematoda, Chromadorea, Rhabditida, Trichostrongylidae.
AUCUACACCGAUUGGGUGAAUCGAUAUCUUUCGAAAGCGCCGAACUACAAGCCCAUCGACGACAUCUCGAACGAACUGCGAGAUUACCGCUUGGUGGCGAAGUUGAUCCAAGUUGUCGUGCCCGAUAACGCCAAUUCACCACAGUUCACAUCACAUUUGUCACGAGUCAAUACCAACAUUGACGGUCUAAAUGUAUGCCUCCAAUAUUUGGCGUUAGCAGGCGUUGACAGCGGCAAGGUCACUUCCAGA